GAGACUGACCAUGGUGAUUCACCUGACUUCAUCCUUAAAUGUUGACAUCCCACAACUAACUUAUGAGUUUGCCUCGGGUGACACCGGCGUUAUACCAUGCAACUUUAAACCUCGGAAUGCAAUGAACCCAUCAGUCAUCAUCACCUGGACUGCACAUCCAUAUAAUCCUGAAGAUAGAAAUAUUGACAUUAUCACAUAUUACUACUCGGCUCGUCGACCUGCUCAAGAGGACGUCAGUGAUGAAUAUGCUGGCCGAGCUUCAGUUCAGGCAAUCAUUUCUCAAGGAAUGGCAACCUUAACGCUCCAGUCUCUAACAUCUCACGAUAGUAGAGUGUAUCAGUGCGAUGUUAAAAUUCCUGGAGACACACGAGGAAAGAGCUCAGACACCACGACACUAGUGGUUUGGGUGGCUCCAUCCAAACCCAUCUGUGCCAUUCAGGGCAGAGUAGGGUUUAACCAGAACAUCAAACUGACCUGUCAUUCAGACGAGGGCAUGCCAAUACCGACAUACAAAUGGCAAAGCUACGAUGUCAAUAACAAUCCCCGACCGAAUCCUCCCAAAUCUACCGAAGGUAUAAUGUCACUUUUCAAUAUUUCCAAGGACACUGAUGGUUAUUAUGUUUGCACGGCUGUUAAUAAAAUUAACAGCCAGACCUGUAGCCUAACUUUGGCCAUCAUGCCAUCCUCCACGAACCGCCGAUCAACAAAAAGAAUAACUGAAGAAUGUGCAGAAAAUUGCCAGUGGUGCAUGCAAACAUGAAAGAACAGUGGGGCCUUUAUAAAAA
Molecule: messenger RNA, 785 nt
Organism: Clarias gariepinus (North African catfish)
Lineage: Eukaryota; Metazoa; Chordata; Actinopteri; Siluriformes; Clariidae
Product: cell surface A33 antigen-like
Exons: 6
Coding region: 11-760 (249 amino acids)
Cellular component (GO): plasma membrane
Source: RefSeq, a predicted model, not a curated record